Messenger RNA from Aspergillus aculeatinus CBS 121060, 863 nucleotides. RefSeq names its product CVNH domain-containing protein. The transcript is spliced from 2 exons. Lineage: Eukaryota; Fungi; Ascomycota; Eurotiomycetes; Eurotiales; Aspergillaceae. The record is from RefSeq and is a predicted model, not a curated record. The coding region runs from base 228 to 548 and encodes 106 amino acids.
ACAGUCUUGGAUGAUGGAGGGGUGGAGGGGAAGGCAAGUAGAUCAGCCCCUUUCGCAAUUCUUAUAACAAGAAAAAGGUAUAAGAAGGGUCUCCCCCUCCCCCCCGCCAUUACACAUUAUCAUUAUCCUCAACCAUCAACACACUCAUCCUCCCAAUCCAAACCCCUGCCUGACAGCUUCUUCCUCUUCCUCCUUCCAUCAAAGAAUCCCCUCACUUCAUUGCCACCAUGAGCUUCCACUUGAGCGCCUCGGACGUCCACAUUGACGACAACCAUAUCUUGGUUGCGGUCCUUAGAGAUGAGGAGGGCGAGGAGCACGAAUCCACACUGGAUCUGGAUGAGUUCCUGGGAAACAACGAGGGCCGAUUCGACUGGGGUGGAAACGGCUUCUCCGGCAGUGCCCGGGAUGUGACCUUCUCCAUUGAGGGUGGUGGUGAGGUCCCAGUGCUGCGCGCCGAGCUUGCCAACUCGGAGGGCGAGUACUUCCCCGCCGACGUCAACCUGUCCGAGCACAUCGAGAACGACAACGGCAAGUUGGUAUACCAGUAGGCGAUUGAACGCUUGCCUGGGGAGUUGGCCUGAGAGGAUCAUACCCACAGGGGGCACCUGCAUGGGUCCAAGCCAAAGAGGUUAGCUGGGCUAGAAAUUUGGCAUUUGCUGCUCAUCUCUCUACUGGGUAGUUGGAGAUACCGUGUGAACCAUGUUGUGUCAUUCCAGUCUGAAUCUAUACCAGUGAUAUUCGAGCGAGUACCACCAGUAGGCAGCUGAAUUUCCGAAGAGAUGUAAGAUAAUUAAGGCAACAAGUCAAGUAUUGGAAUGCAAUUAGUAUAUCCGGUCAUUCUCAGUUCCCGACGAUUGCCGUUC